Molecule: messenger RNA, 1065 nt
Organism: Effrenium voratum
Lineage: Eukaryota; Dinophyceae; Suessiales; Symbiodiniaceae
Source: the annotation of a GenBank genome assembly
AUGAACAAGAUCCUGAAGGGCGACUGCGUGUCCGCCCUUGAGAAACUGCCGUCCCGUUCCGUGGACCUGGUUUUUGCGGAUCCGCCCUACAAUCUCCAGUUGGGCGGCGAUCUGCACAGGCCGGAUCAGUCGAAGGUGGACGCCUGUGACGACCACUGGGACCAGUUCGACAGCUUCGAGGCCUAUGACGCCUUUACCAGAUCGUGGCUGCUGGCCGCGCGCCGGGUAAUGAAGCCGGACGGGUCGCUUUACGUGAUCGGCUCCUAUCACAACAUUUUCCGUGUUGGCGCGAUCCUGCAGGAUCUCGGCUUCUGGAUCAUGAACGACAUCGUCUGGCUGAAAUCCAACCCGAUGCCCAACUUCCGUGGCAAGCGGUUCACCAAUGCCCACGAAACCAUGAUCUGGGCGGUGAAAUCCAAGGAUGCAAAACCGACCUUCAACUACGAUGCAUUGAAGACGUUCAACGACGAUCUGCAGAUGCGCUCCGACUGGCAUCUGCCGCUUUGUACCGGAACGGAGCGGUUGAAAGACGGAACCGGUCAGAAGGUGCAUCCGACACAGAAGCCGGAAGCGCUGCUUUACCGGGUCCUUACAGCCUCUUCCAGACCGGGAGACGUGGUGCUUGACCCGUUCUUCGGUACCGGAACCACCGGCGCGGUCGCCAAAAAGCUGGGCCGCAACUUCGUUGGUGUCGAGCGUGAGCAGGACUAUAUCGAUGCCGCGACCGCCCGUAUCGAAGCCAUCGAAGCGGGUGACGGUGAAGCUCUGGAAAUGCAGCAAGGCAAGCGAGCCCUGAAACGUAUCCCGUUCGGAACGUUGCUGGAAAACGGCCUGCUUUCACCGGGUGCCGAACUUACCUGUUCGAAAGGCAAGCAUAUUGCAAUCGUGCGGGCCGACGGUUCCCUGAAAUCGGGCGAUCAUACCGGUUCGAUCCACAAGGUCGGUGCCCUCGUGCAGGGGCAGGAAGCCUGUAACGGUUGGACGUUCUGGCACACCAGGGAAGGUUCAGCCAAGUCACCAAUCGAUGAGCUUCGCAAGGAAAUCAGAUCCCGCCUGCAGGUAUAA